GUGCCAGAGCGCUCCGCCCGCCGGGGCGCAGGCUGCGGCCCGGGCCGGCAGGAUGCUGAACGUGCCCCCGCAGGCUUUCCCCGCGUCCAGCUCCCAGCAGCGGGUGGCUGCAGGCGGCCGCGCCAAGGUACCUUUAAAACCGGGAAGGAGUCUUAUGGAUUGGAUUCGGCUAACUAAAAGUGGGAAGGACUUGACUGGUUUAAAAGGGAGGCUAAUUGAAGUGACCGAAGAUGAGCUUGCUAAACACAACAAAAAGGAGGACUGCUGGAUAUGUAUAAGAGGAUUUGUAUAUAAUGUCACACCAUACAUGGAAUAUCAUCCCGGGGGUGAGGAUGAACUAAUGAAAGCAGCAGGAACUGAUGGUACAGAUCUCUUUGAUCAGGUUCAUCGUUGGGUCAAUUAUGAAUCGAUGCUGAAGGAAUGUCUUGUUGGGAGAAUGGCUGUCAAGACUAUUGCUGCUCCAAAAGAGAUUUCUUCUACUCUGUCUGAAGAGAAGAAACAGCUUAAUGGUAUGCUUCCUGAGAAGAAAGUACUGGCUGCUUCUGCUAAAGAUUUAACUCUAAGUUAUGACUGGUUCCAAACAGAUAGUUUGAUCACCAUUGUCAUAUAUACUAAGCAGAAGGAUAUGAAUGCAGAGUUGGUGAUAGUUGACUGUCAAGACAAACGAUUAAGGGGAGAGAUCAUUGUGGAUGACCACUCAUAUCUUGUAGAAGUUGACUUAGAUCAUGCAGUUGAAGAAGACUUGGCUGUGAAUAUUGCUGAAAAAGUUGGGAAAGUAGAGAUUAUUUUAAAGAAAAAGGAUAACAUUCAUUGGAAAAUGCUAGGACAGCCCUUGGAGAGUCAUAAUACAUUUAUCAAACGCACGGACAGAGGACUGUUCUACAGAAAAUGCAAAUUGGUUUCUAAGACAGAAGUUACCCACGACACCAAGCUCUUCUGCUUAAUGUUGCCUAAGAGCACACAUCUCCAUGUUCCCACCGGGCAACACGUUUACCUCAAACAAAUCAUUGCAGGGACAGAGGUAGUAAAACCAUACACACCUGUAUUGUCUUUUUUGCCACUGGAUUUCAAAGAACCAUCUCGCAGUGCUGGUGCACAUAUAUAUUUAAUGAUUAAAAUUUAUUCCUGUGGACUGUUCACACAGGCACUUGACCACCUACAAAUUGGAGACUAUAUUUCUGUCAGCAAUCCUGAAGGUAACUUCAAGAAGUCACAGGUUCAAACUUUAGAAGAUCUCUUUUUAUUGGCAGCAGGGACAGGCUUCACACCAAUGGUUAAACUGCUAAAUUUUGCUCUGACUGAAGUUAGUCACCUCCGGACUGUGAAGCUGAUCUUCUUCAACAAAACAGAAGAUGACAUACUUUGGAGAAACCAACUGGAGCAUUUAGCUCUUAAAGAUGAAAGGUUUGAGGUUCAAUUUGUUCUUUCACAACCAACAAAGGACUGGGUGGGUAAACAGGGGAAGAUUUCUUCAUCUCUUCUCUCUGAGUUUGUGAAAAGAAGCAGAAAAGAAUCCAAAGUGCUUAUCUGCAUCUGUGGUCCAACGCCUUUUACAGAACAAGGAGUACAAUAUCUGAAGGAUCUUGGAUACUCCCAAGAAGAGAUACAUGCUUUUACUGCAUAAACACAUAGGAGGAUAUCAAUGUUUGUUUGUAUAAUUCAAUCUUAUUUAUUUACCUUCAUGAAUUUAAGUGAGAGAGAAGCAAUUUUGUAAGACUUGAAAUUUCACUCUUGGUACCAAACCGUUUCUCGGAAGAAAUAUAUCUUUGAAAAAAUUUUAUACUGUGUUUUACCUUGUUUUUGUAAAUAUUUUUGCUAAUACUUAAGUCGUCCAGGGUGUUAAUUUAUUGUAGAGACAAGCAAAAAUGUAUAGUAUACAUUAUGUAACAUAUUUCGUGUUGUUAGUUCAUGAGAAUUAUUAAAUUUAUGACAAGCACUGAUUUAGCUUUUGACUUGAAAAGCUUAUUAUUUCUUACUGUAAAAAGUCUUAAGAGCAAUACUGUCUGAAAUUAAAUAUUGCACUGUAACUCAGGUAACCGGUCAUUGAAAAAUGUUCUUUUUCAUCUGAUAUCUCUGCCUGGUGAUCCAGAUACAUUUUUGGCUUUGUAAACAAAGAAUAGAAGUACCUUUGGUAAAAUAUGAAAAUUUAUGUCAAACAAUAAAAAAUAAUAAUUUUACAGUACUUUAUGCAUUUUUGUGAAUGUUUUUUGUAUUUUCAGUUUGUACUGUUAUACAGAAAUGUUUGCACAAGCUUAGGGCACCUGUUGAGAACUCAGAACAGAGGCAGAGUGUCUUGGUCUCCUACAAAACUUUCUGUGUGACCUUGCUGGUAUCAGGCAUCCCUUGUCAUGAGCCAUUCUGAGGCUAAAAAUGACACCUUCUGGCCUGCAGAUCCCAGGGUAAGGACCACAGAAGUACCUAAAAAUAUUUGACAGCUUGCAGUAGUAUUAAAUGAGUUUAUUUGAAUCAGUGGGUUUGGUUUUUUUUUUACUCCAUUACUAAAAGUAUGUUAUCAUGAGGCAGUAAUCUGCUAACAGUAGUUUGGAGAAAAAAGCAGCAAAGCAGCUACCCCCCUUCUAGAUGUUGUCCGUAAUAUCUGCAGGCAUCGUUUCCUGUGACAUCUAGUACUGUUUGCAUCCUCCUCUUGUGUUGAAUGGGUAAGAAGCCAGACUUGGUGUUAAUACUGCAGCAGUCAUGAAAAAUGUUUUAAUAAUACCCUUUAAAAAGGUUAAAUUGCUAUCUGACAGUGACUGGCUAUGCUAAACUAAGCUGUCAUCUCUUAUGUGCCCUCUCGUUUAUUGGACUCAAAGUUAGAAAAGCAUCUGGUUGUCUGUCAUUGCCCAUAGGUCACAAGUUAUUUCAGAAGAGACAGUGGUAGUGUCAUCAUUUUGUCAUCUAGAAGGAUCUAAAUGUUUUCAGAUCUAAUCUUGCAAUGCAUUAUUUGUGGAGAUUUGUACUGCAAAGCUCUGAACAGGUUUCUAUUCUGCCGAACAGAAACAUCAGUGCUAUGCUGGAAAAACAAAACACUCGUUGAAUUUUAUCAUUUUUUUCUGUCACAAACAAAGAUUACUGUGGUGACUUAAAUUACAUUUUGGUGUUAAUGACUAAACCUUACUUCUUCCAUAGGAUACUGAGGAAUAUCUCAUGUUCCUGUCACCCAAGAUCUGAUGGGAUGGUCUCCUGUGUGAAAGAAUUUCAUUAAUUGCCUCCCUCACAGGCUUUUUGGUUUUACAGGUUACUUUGCCCUUUGUGCUUUGAUUGUCCUUAUCUGUCUUUAUUCUGAAAGAUAAAAUAAAGUGUUUUGGAAAG
Grus americana (Whooping crane) is the source of this 3309-nucleotide messenger RNA. RefSeq names its product cytochrome b5 reductase 4. Gene Ontology annotation, molecular function: heme binding; oxidoreductase activity. The record is from RefSeq and is a predicted model, not a curated record. Lineage: Eukaryota; Metazoa; Chordata; Aves; Gruiformes; Gruidae. Gene Ontology annotation, cellular component: endoplasmic reticulum. Gene Ontology annotation, biological process: generation of precursor metabolites and energy; superoxide metabolic process. The transcript is spliced from 16 exons. The coding region runs from base 53 to 1624 and encodes 523 amino acids.